Messenger RNA from Paramuricea clavata, 2462 nucleotides. NCBI's taxonomy places the organism in Eukaryota, Metazoa, Cnidaria, Anthozoa, Malacalcyonacea, Plexauridae. The record is from the annotation of a GenBank genome assembly.
AUGUUUUUCUUCCAGAUAUUUGAUGGACCAACAUCUUCCUCAGCAGCUAUCUAUCCUACGUUUGUAAAACUUGCAGAACCGGUUGUGACUCGGUAUAUACGAAUAUUACCUCGAAAACAAUCAGACCCGUUUCAUGUGAUGAGGCUGGAAGUUUAUGGUUGUCUUAAGGAGCCUAUGCCUUCAUAUUUUGGUAAGCUGUGACCAAUACCAUACCAUGCCAUAAUAUGCAAUACCAUACCAUAUCAUUGCACAGUGUAGCAUACCAUAAAAUACUACACCACACUAUACCAUACCAUACCACGCCUUACCAUGCCAUAUCAUACUAUACCAUGCCUUACCACACUAUACCAUGCCUUACCAUCACUACCGUAGGAAGUAAAUUUGUAUUGGGGGGGGGGGCUGAUUAGUCAGGGGCGAUUAUUACGUCAUUAUUUCCCUCUCAAACGUCACAGAUUAUCGCUAGUUUACAAAUUAUUGAGGGGGGCUAAAGCCCCCCCAUUUCCCCCGGUUGCUACGGCCCUGACCAUGCCUUACCAAUGCCAUGCCAUGCCAUGCCAUGCCAUACCUACAAUACCAUGCGAUAAAUAGUAUCUUGUUUUUAGUUCCAGAUGAUUUUUCUCGUCGUUCAUAUCUCCUGAACAACUUAACUGGCGACUUUUACGUCUGCCUCUAUAGCGAUGACAGGUAUGAAUCUACAAAUAAUUUUGUAGCGUAGCGAAUUGGAUAAAAAUAUUUUAGUCUUGUGCAUAUCUUUCUUAUUUUAUAGAACUAAAAGCAGUUGCCAAUAUACCAGAGAUGGUUACACCUGGAAAAGUAAGUUACCCAAAUCAAGAAUGUUUAAUCCGUGUUAGCAGUGGCGAAAUAAUGCAGCGCGAUUCAUAUCUCCAUGAAUACAGCGCGAUUCCCCCUGCCCCCCAACCCCCUCCACCCUAGUGUCCGCCGCUGCAUGUUAGUCUAGAAAUGGCUGAUUCGUUUGGACGAACUUGAGCAAAGAAAAGAUAGCUCGCAAUUCGUCUGUGUGUAAAUGCGACAAACAGAUGGGACUCUCCCUCAAAACCAUAGGCGUACCGGGCGGGGGGGGCGGGGGGGGGGGCGGCAGCCCCCCCAGUUUUUUGGGCAGUCGGGCAAUAUUCGAUAAACAGUCGGGCAAUUUUGGUAUGCAAUAAAAAAAAAUGGGACAAAUUCUGUUAAUUUUGUCUAAAAUUAAUUCAAUUUUUUGGCAAAUGUUGCGAUUUUUCGAAAAUUUGUGUUAUGUUCCGAAAAAUAUUGGUUGUCCGAAAAUUUUUUUUGACCCGUAAAAUGGUACACUGACCGAAAUUUUUUUGGCGACGGGAGGGGGAGGUCGCCAAAAUAAUUUUUCCGGAAAAAAUUUUUUGGUAGUCGGGCAGAAUCCCGAAAAGUCGGGCAAUUUUCUUACCGCCCCCCUAAUUUUUUCCUUCCGGUACGCCCAUGCUCAAAACAGACUAUUCGUGUAGUUGGUCUCAAACACUUUGAUCUACAACGCAGAACUGGCAUGGAUGUAUGGCAUUAGACUAACUAACAAGUCUUGCAAGCCUUUGACUGAGCUGUAAGGAAAAUGUUCAUAUAAGAAUGACUUGGUUGUUUGUACAGAGUUCAAUCAAAAGUUUGCAGUGAUGGAUUUUGAAAUGCUUUGAAACUGACGUAAAAUACUACCGAAUAAUUAUGUAUCAGCAUGCCUGUGCCAGAUUUGACAAGGAAUCUAUCAUGACACAGUAUGGUCAAUUUGAGACGUCCAGCAUGCCCUAGCCAAGCCUAGCAUACCUCAGCAUGAAGGGUAAAUCAAUUGCGGCGCCAUAGCCAAAACAUCACAGCAUUACUGAGCAUAGUAUGGAGUAAGAAGAAGAUGUAUUAGUUGUGCUAAAAAUCUGACACAGUUAUUUAACGUAAUUUAUAACAAGACCGCAAUGACUGAAAAAUAAACAUUUGGAUAAAUAGACAAGAGAAUUUUAGGUUAAUAUGCUUCUCCAGUAUUGGUACCAACUGACAUACAACAUGUUUUAUUUUAGAGUUGAGCAAACGCAUAGUAAAAGUUUUGGCUCUUGACUCUCGUAACUUUGCGAUAUAUGGGCUGGAUCGAUCAAAUAGUUAUCUACGACUUUCUGGGAAUGACUGGACUGUCAUCUCUCUCAAGCAAUGGGAGAGAGUGCAAUUGUCAUUAACUGUGAUACUAGCCAGAGAUGUGCCUGAAAAUCUUCUCAGAAAAGAUCAUAUUGGAGGAGAAAUCUAUGAAUCCAGCAAUGGUUAUCAGUGGGCAGGUAACAGGUCUUCCCAUGUCAUAAAGAAUCAUUUCAUAGACAUAUCAAGUAUAAGUAGAGUUAGUGUAGACUUUCUCAAUGAAUUAUAUUUCAUUAUUUUCUUUAGUUUCCCACCCUGGUGUAAAUAUGAAAAGUCCUGGGGGAAAUUGGGUCCUAGUAGCCACAUGGAAAUGCUGUAAUCAUUGA